UACAGAAAGCCCUUCAAGCUGAGCUGGCUGCUGCGAGUUCCUGUUGACGACUUUAUCUGAGUGGGAUCCGUCUCUAAACACAGGAAGGUUAAUACACGAGUGGAAAGCACGCUGCACUAGUUCGCUAUCCUCAUUUCACACCCGUCGAGGUUGACUUUGAACAAAAGAAGCGGCUCUAUAUCUGCACAAUCGACGCCGACAUGGACCCCGCCAGUCAAGAUAUCAACCUGAACUCUCCUAACAAGGGCCUUGUUGUGGAUCGUUCAGACAGCCUGUCCGACGUGCCAGUGGAGGGAGUGAUGGAGGGGCCGGUGGAGGGGGCGGUGGGGAACGCAGCCAACCCUCUUCCACCUGGCCUGACGGAGGAAGAGGCUGAGGAGCUCCGCACAGAGCUCACCAAGGUGGAGGAGGAGAUCAACACUCUGCGCCAGGUUUUGUCGGCCAAAGAGAGACACGCCACAGAGCUGAAGAGGAAACUCGGCCUCAGCCCGCUCAACGAACUCAGGCAAAACUUCACCAAGGGCUGGCAAGACGUACAGACCUCCAACGCAUAUCUGUCUGCCUCAGCCACUUUGGAAGACAUUUCCCGAUCUGAAGCAUACAAGAAGACUCAAGAGACUCUUUCCCAGGCGGGACAGAAGACCAGUGCGGCGUUAACCACAGUGGGCACUGUCAUCAGCAAGAGACUGGGUGACAUGAGGAACUCUGCGACCUUCAAGUCAUUUGAGGAUAAAAUGGGGAACCUGAAGUACAAGGUUGCUGGUCCCAGAGGGAACGGGGAGGCCGCCAGCUCCCCCACUGACACCACCCCCACUCAGGAGAACCCGUCUUUCUGAAUGCAUCCUUCCUUCUCCUCCUCGCUGCCAACUUCCUCACGACCUGAGACUGUACUGUUAAUCACCUCCCAUCGCAGAGUCAGCCCUGACCUUUGACCCUCCACCUCACCAGCUCGCCAUAGCUCACAUUUUGCCUCAAGUCCUGGAGAAGCACACAGGCGGAGGUGAAUAACUUGUUGGUUUGAGGUGGGAUGAGCUUUUCCCGUCACUGCUGGUUACCACAGCUUCCAUUCUUCUGCCUUGCUGCUGAGGAAAAGGAAAAAUGUUUUGUUGAUGUCUAAACCUGAAUAAUUUACAGAGCGUGCUUUGUUACAUCACCACCCCCUGCCUCUACUUCCUCCCCAGUUAGACCUACCCCCCUUUGUUAGUCCAAAUAUGUCAACGCUGUUGUCUCCUGCACUUUUCAGACAGCUUUUUUGAACAGGUUGUUACCGUUUCAGCAAAUCACCUGGCUAAAAAAAAAAAAAAAA
Messenger RNA from Anoplopoma fimbria (sablefish), 1306 nucleotides. It is a transcript of the gene tpd52l2b, whose product is annotated as tpd52 like 2b. The record is from RefSeq and is a predicted model, not a curated record. The coding region runs from base 201 to 836 and encodes 211 amino acids. Lineage: Eukaryota; Metazoa; Chordata; Actinopteri; Perciformes; Anoplopomatidae. Gene Ontology annotation, cellular component: cytoplasm. The transcript is spliced from 7 exons.